Calliphora vicina (urban bluebottle blowfly) is the source of this 1925-nucleotide messenger RNA. RefSeq names its product Tubulin tyrosine ligase-like 1A (gene TTLL1A). The coding region runs from base 453 to 1787 and encodes 444 amino acids. Gene Ontology annotation, molecular function: ATP binding; tubulin binding; metal ion binding. The record is from RefSeq and is a predicted model, not a curated record. Lineage: Eukaryota; Metazoa; Arthropoda; Insecta; Diptera; Calliphoridae. The transcript has 5 exons. Gene Ontology annotation, biological process: protein polyglutamylation; microtubule cytoskeleton organization. Gene Ontology annotation, cellular component: cilium.
UUUUUUUUCCAUGUUUUUUAUUUUGAUAAAUAAUUUAUAGAUUAAAUUGUAAGGAAAUAUUGAUUUUGUUUAGGUUUAUAUUGUGAUUUUAUCUACAUAUGUUUGUGUUUGCAUAAUAAAUUGUAACGAACACAGAACGAGAGAGAGAGACUGUUUACAUAGAAGCAACAAGCGGCAGUAACAACUCCUAGGUAACCAAAAUUCAAUUUAUCAUCGUCACAUGAAACCAAAUAAGUUUGCAACUGAUUUUGUUGGUUCAAUAAAUGCCACAAGUUGAAAUCAAAUCAGAAAAGUUACAAGGCUAGAAAAGCAGUAGUAGGAACAUUAUAAGGAUAACAACAAAUGUGAAUGAACAGCGUUAAGAAAUUUAUUUAUAAAAAAAUACGUCAUAUUUAAGAUUAAAAACUUUCGCAAUUUAAAAAAGAAAGUUGUUGUAAUUAAAAACUUUACAAAUGGCUCAAGAAACAGGUGGUGCUGCUAAAAGGUUAAAUGCCACCUAUUCCAGCAUGUAUGGAAGAGUCAGCAAUAACAUGGGCCAUGAACGCAUGAAGGUGUAUUUUUGCACCGAUUUCGACAAGUCGGUGCUGGUGAAUAAUUUCGAAAAACGUGGUUGGCAUCAAGUUGGUGGCGAUGAUGAUUGGAAUUUUUAUUGGGCGGGUGUGCAGACAUGUCGCAAUAUCUUCAGUGUGGACAGUGGUUAUCGCAUGAAUGACAAUCAAAUGAUAAAUCAUUUUCCAAAUCACUACGAAUUGUCGCGCAAAGAUCUAUUGGUGAAGAAUAUUAAACGUUAUCGCAAGGAUUUGGAAAGAGAUGGCAAUGCUUUGGCUGAAAAGUCCGACCUGAAUUGGUCCGGUUGUGGGGUGACCAGAUAUUUGUAUUUAGAUUUUAUACCAGUGACAUUUGUUUUGCCAGCGGAUUACAACAUGUUUGUUGAGGAGUAUCGAAAAAAUCCCCAAAGUACGUGGAUAAUGAAACCUUGUGGCAAAUCCCAAGGAGCCGGCAUAUUUUUAAUCAACAAACUAUCGAAACUGAAAAAAUGGUCUCGUGAAGCCAAGGGUGCGUUUCAUCCUCAGAUCGCUAAGGAAAGUUAUGUCAUUUCACGUUACAUCGACAAUCCACUGCUGAUUGGUGGCAAGAAAUUCGAUUUACGUUUAUAUGUUUUGGUCACCUCAUUUCGCCCUUUGAAAGCGUAUCUGUUUAAACAAGGCUUCUGUCGCUUCUGUACGGUUAAGUACGAUACGAGUUGUACGGAACUUGACAAUAUGUAUGUACAUUUAACCAAUGUCAGUGUACAAAAACAUGGGGGUGAAUACAAUACUCUGCACGGUGGCAAAUGGUCAGUACAAAAUUUAGCCCUGUAUUUGGAAGGUACACGAGGCAAAGAGGUAACCGAUCGUUUGUUUGGUGCCAUUUCUUGGUUAAUCGUACAUUCUCUACGAGCCGUGGCACCAGUAAUGGCCAGUGAUCGUCAUUGUUUUGAAUGCUAUGGCUACGACAUCAUUAUCGAUAAUAAUCUUAAACCUUGGUUGGUUGAAGUGAAUGCAUCACCCUCUUUGACAUCGACAACAGUGACGGAUCGUAUUUUAAAAUACAAAUUAAUUGAUAAUAUAUUAUCGGUUGUUCUACCACCAGAUGGGAUACCAGAUGUCCGUUGGAAUAAAAUUCCCAGUGCCGAUGCUUUGGGUAAUUUUGAAUUGCUGUUAGAUGAAGAGUUAGCUGCUCAAGAAGAAGCCCAAAACAGUCAGCAAAAUAAGAAUUCCAAAUCAAUGGGUAAUAGAUGGAAAUGAAUUAUGUGUAUUUGUUUGAACUGUGAUGCUUUUCUUAAUGUAUUUAUUAAAAAUUUAAAUAGUUUUAAAUUUUAGUUUUAAGAAAUAGAUAAAUUUCGAUACAUGUAGUGCAAUCUUUGGUUUAAUAAUAAAAAAAAU